AUGGUCGUCCUUCUUCCUGCGCUGGCGUCGUUACUUUUUGCCUCGGAUGCAGUCGCCAGACCAGCUCCGGCAAAGCAAGGUAUUCGAGCCCCUGCACACCGAUAUAUCCCCAGCAACAACAUAGUCUCGCGGGAUACUGGUGCAGUAUAUCACAUCUGGAAUGGCGGCGGGUGGAUCCUGCCUGUGCUGGUUGGGGGCCAACAAGUCUUCCUGAACAUCGACACUGGCUCCUCUGACCUAUGGACAGCAAGCACUCUGAUGCCUGAGGACCAGCAGAUUACCGUGACUCGGGGAUCCGUAUACAACCCUAACAACAGCUCAACGUCACGAGAAGUUGAGGGGUACAGUUUUGGCCUGGCCUAUGCAGAUGGCUCCGGGGCUUCUGGACCUAUGUACAGGGAUACCGUCAACAUCGGCGGUGCUAUUGUACCCGACUUUGCUCUCGGAGUCUGCGAUGAUCUGCGAUACGGCGAGGGCAGCGACGGCACUCGCGACACCGCUGGACCAGUUGGUUUAGGCUUCGGAAAACUCAACUCGAUUCGGCCCAACCCACAAUGCACUUUCAUGGAAUGUCUGGAGCCGUAUGUCCCAGAGCCCAUCUUCGGCACGGCAUUCAAGCUCAACAACACCGGCUUCAUCAACUUCGGCUAUUCCGACCCAGAGGCGUACACCGGCCCUUUCACGGAAGUUCCCGUCGCCAAUACUAGCUCCGGCAACGAAGGCCAGUGGAUGAGUCUCGGUGUCAGCUUCGGAUCUGGCGGUGAUCUUUUCGACGCCGACCCUCUUGACAUGGACUUCGACUCUGGCACCGCCUCCUUAUCCGUCUCGUCAGACAUAGCUGCCGCCUAUUGGGCCCUUGUUGAGGGCGCUGACGACUCCUCCGGAUCCUGGGAGUACCCGUGCGGCACUGAGCUUCCUGAUCUCGACUUUGUCUUCUCUAAUGUCACCCGUGGUCCCUCCACUGUGACCAUCCCUGGCCAGAACCUCAAGAACGGCGACGGUACCACCGGUAUGUGUGGCACCUGGAUGAAUGUCGUUGAUGGGCGUGGAAAUGCUGGUGUCCCGUUCUACAUCAGCAAGGAGAGCUUUGAUAACAUCUACCUUGACCUCUCAAAGCAGUCCGGCAAGUGCAAGCUUGCAGAGACCGGCUUAGGUUGGCGACCUGCUGGCGGCGGCGACACCUUCACACUCGAUAGCAGCAACAUCGGCGCGGCUCAAUGGAGCAAGGCGGCGAAGGGGUUUGAGCUGAAGAUCCUAUCGCGCUCUUCAGGCGUCAUUCAGCUCGACGGAUUUGACCAAGAGGACUUCGAGCGACUGAGCAAGGCAUUCAAAAUUUGGUACGGAAUCAACGUGGAAACAAGGGAACACGCACUUCGAGGAUGGAACUGGGGUAAAGCAGAAUUCACCAAGGCCGAGCUCGCCUUCAAUGUUCAGAACCGUCCCGCAUUCGAAGUCCCCUACUCCGAAAUUUCGAACACAAACCUUGCUGGUAAAAAUGAGGUCGCCGUCGAACUCUCCCUCUCCGUUGACCCCAAUGAUUCGAAACCCGCCGGAAGCACAAAGAACCGCGGUCGGAAAGCGGCGGCCGGCCCCGAUGAACUGGUCGAGAUGCGUUUCUAUAUCCCCGGAACGGCGGUCAAGACGGAGAAUGGCAUCAAGGAGGAGAAUGCGGACGAGAAGGACGGAGAGGAAGGUGGGGAAAACGGCGAAGAACAGAACGCCGCCAACCUGUUCUACGAGCUACUUAUGGAGAAGGCAGAGAUUGGAGAUGUUGCUGGCGAUACCUUUGCGACCUUUUUGGAUGUCCUUCAUCUCACGCCCAGAGGUCGGUUCGACAUCGAUAUGUACGAGUCCUCCUUCCGGUUGCGCGGAAAGACAUACGACUACAAGAUUCAAUAUUCCUCCAUCAAGAAAUUCUUCCUGCUCCCAAAGAACGACGACACCCAUACUCUUAUUGUUCUCGGCCUCGAACCUCCCCUCCGUCAAGGCCAGACCCGUUACCCUUUCUUGGUGAUGCAGUUGAAGUUGGAUGAAGAGAUUAGCCUCGAGCUUAACAUGACGGAUGAACUUCUCGAGUCCCGCUACAAGGACAAGCUCGAGUCCCGCUACGAAGAGCCCAUCCACCAAGUCGUUACAAAGGUUUUCCGUGGUCUGUCAGGAAAAAAGGUUAUCAUGCCAUCGAAGGACUUUGUCAGCCACCACGGACACAGUGGAGUGAAGUGCUCAAUCAAGGCCAACGAGGGUCUCUUAUACUUCUUGGAUAAGAGUUUGAUCUUCGUUCCCAAGCCUGCUACCUACAUUCAAAUGGAGAACGUCGCCGUCGUCACUAUGUCCCGUGUUGGCGGCGCCAUCUCAGCCAGCCGAACAUUUGAUAUCACCGUCAGCCUGAAGGCCGGCAUGGGCGAGCACCAGUUCAGCAAUAUCAACCGCGAGGAACAACAACCCCUCGAAGAAUUCUUCAAGGCCAAGAACAUCCGCAUUAAGAAUGAGAUGUCGGACGACACAAACGCCCUGAUGGCCGCAGCCCUAGACAACGACAUGAUGUCCUCAGACGACGAAGCCGGCGCUCGCCCCGACCGCGGCUCCGCAGACGAAGACGAAGAGUCCGUCGACGAGGACUUCCACGCCGACUCGGACUCCGACGUCGCGGAGGAGUACGACUCCGCGCACGAGAGCAGCGGGAGCGGAAGUGAUGCGGAAAUGGACGAUGCCUCUGAUGCGGGCGGCGACGAGGAUGGGGAUGGUGAUGCCGAUAUGUCCGAGGAGGAGCGGCCGAAGAAGAAGUCGAAGACUGGGAAAUAG
Molecule: messenger RNA, 2802 nt
Organism: Aspergillus mulundensis
Lineage: Eukaryota; Fungi; Ascomycota; Eurotiomycetes; Eurotiales; Aspergillaceae
Product: FACT complex subunit POB3
Exons: 7
Coding region: 1-2802 (933 amino acids)
Cellular component (GO): nucleus; FACT complex
Molecular function (GO): histone binding; nucleosome binding; DNA binding
Source: RefSeq, a predicted model, not a curated record